Molecule: messenger RNA, 3138 nt
Organism: Raphanus sativus (radish)
Lineage: Eukaryota; Viridiplantae; Streptophyta; Magnoliopsida; Brassicales; Brassicaceae
Product: probable inactive ATP-dependent zinc metalloprotease FTSHI 1, chloroplastic
Exons: 13
Coding region: 195-2993 (932 amino acids)
Biological process (GO): proteolysis
Cellular component (GO): chloroplast thylakoid
Molecular function (GO): ATP-dependent peptidase activity; metalloendopeptidase activity; ATP binding
Source: RefSeq, a predicted model, not a curated record
GUGUAAAGUAAAGCGAAAAGGAUACUUGUUUGUUUGGCUAUAGGGAUAACGUUACAUACACGUAAUAUUUUAAUUUAGAAAGAGAAAAGUGACGUGGCGCAGUCGGGUCGAUUUAACCCGGAAUAUAAACCCGUUUUUUGGAGUCGGACCGGAUAAAACGUUAAAGAAGGCGAAAUGUUGCAGUGCUGUGUGGAAUGGCUUCUGUAAACACAGUCUUCUCUCUCGGUUUUCGCUCCCCGGAAAGCCACAAGAGAUCGAUCUGGAAACACGCGGCUGCUUCGAGAACUCGAUGGAGAGCUCCAAUCUUGCGUCGUUCGUUUACAAUUCUCUGCGAAUCGAAGCCCGGGAGCAAUCCGGGAGGCGAUGAUUUCGUGACUAGGGUUUUGAAGGAGAACCCCAGCCAGGUGGAGCCUCGUUACCGAGUUAACGGUAAGCUGUACAGUCCCAAGGAGAGAGAGGGUUUAAGCAAAGGCGGGGAAGGGGGUGCGUUUGAGUUCAUCAAAAGGAAGAGUGAGAAAGAGAAAGAGAAAGUUGAAGAAGUUGUGAAUGAGUCUAAUGUUUAUCUGAGUGAUAUUCUGAGGGAGUACAAGGGGAAGCUCUAUGUCCCGGAGCAAGUCUUUGGGCAAGAGUUAUUAUUAUCAGAGGAAGAGGAGUUUGAGAAGAAUGUGAAGGAGUUACCUAAGAUGAGUUUGGAAGAUUUUAGAAAAGCUAUGGAGAGUGAUAAGGUUAAGCUGCUUACAUCCAAGGAAGAAGCUUCUCGUGUUAGCGGCGGCUUUAGAGAUUUCGUUGUUGAUCUUAAAGAGAUUCCUGGUGUCAAGAGCUUACAGCGAACCAAAUGGUCAAUGAAGCUUGGAGUUGGAGAAGCUCAAGCUCUUCUUAAAGAGUACAGUGGUCCGCAGUACGAAGUAGAAAGUAGUAACAUGAUGACGUCUUGGGUUGGAAGAGUGACGGACUCCCCAAAUUCAGUCGCGUCUUCUAUUUCGAGUAGAGUGAUGGUUGAGCUGGGAAUGGUGACGGCAGUUAUUGCGGCAGCUGCAGCCGUCGUUGGAGGGUUCUUAGCCUCGGCUGUGUUUGCAGUCACUAGUUUCGCCUUUGUCACUACGGUUUAUGUCGUUUGGCCUGUAGUAAAGCCAUUCCUCAAACUGUUUAUAGGCAUCUUCGUCGGUGCUAUUGAGAGAUCAUCGGAGUACAUUGCGGAUGUUCUCGCCGAUGGAGGGAUCUUCUCAAGGAUUUCUGAUUUCUACACAUUUGGUGGUAUGUCAUCAAGCGUUCAGAUUCUCAAACCAAUCCUAUUCGUUGUCAUGACUAUGGUUCUUCUUGUUCGUUUCACACUGUCACGGAGACCGAAGAACUUUAGAAAAUGGGAUUUAUGGCAAGGAAUUGCCUUUUCUCAGUCUAAAGCAGAAGCUCGUGUUGACGGUUCAACCGGCGUUAAAUUUGGUGAUGUUGCAGGGAUUGAUGAAGCAGUUGACGAACUUCAAGAGCUUGUAAAGUACUUGAAGAAUCCGGACCUCUUUGAUAAAAUGGGAAUAAAACCUCCUCAUGGAGUUCUUCUGGAGGGUCCCCCGGGUUGUGGAAAGACACUUGUUGCGAAAGCCAUUGCGGGUGAAGCUGGUGUGCCGUUUUACCAAAUGGCAGGAUCUGAAUUCGUUGAAGUUCUUGUUGGGGUUGGUUCAGCUCGUAUCAGAGAUCUGUUCAAAAGAGCUAAGGUAAACAAGCCGUCCGUUAUUUUCAUCGAUGAAAUCGAUGCCUUAGCAACUCGACGUCAAGGGAUUUUCAAGGAAAACUCAGACCAGUCGUACAAUGCAGCCACUCAAGAAAGAGAAACCACAUUGAACCAGCUACUCAUCGAGCUUGAUGGUUUUGACACCGGCAAAGGUGUGAUUUUCUUGGGUGCCACCAAUCGCAGAGAUUUGUUAGAUCCUGCUCUUCUACGUCCAGGUCGAUUUGAUCGAAAGAUCAGAAUCCGUCCCCCUAAUGCCAAAGGGAGAUUGGAUAUUCUGAAGAUUCACGCCAGCAAAGUUAAAAUGUCAGAUUCUGUUGACUUGUCAUCGUAUGCAAGUAACUUACCAGGAUGGUCAGGAGCAAAACUGGCGCAGUUGGUUCAAGAGGCUGCUCUUGUGGCAGUCAGGAAAACGCACAGCUCGAUUCUCCAAUCAGACAUGGACGACGCUGUUGACCGACUCACUGUUGGUCCAACACGUAUCGGUUUAGAAUUGGGACAUGAAGGUCAGUGUCGUAGAGCCACAACGGAAGUUGGAGUAGCAAUCACUUCACAUCUUUUAUUGCGGUACGAGAAUGCAAAGAUUGAGCGGUGCGAUCGAAUCUCAAUCAUCCCUCGUGGUCAGACACUCUCUCAAGUUGUGUUUGAUCGGCUUGACGAUGAAUCCUACAUGUUUGGUCGUCGUCCACAACUACUUCACCGUCUUCAGGUCUUGCUCGGAGCAAGAGCUGCAGAAGAAGUGAUCUACGGCUCAGAUACUUCAAAGACAUCAGUGGAUUAUCUUGCGGACGCUUCAUGGCUAGCUCGUAAAAUCUUAACCAUAUGGAACUUGGAGAACCCAAUGGUGAUACACGGCGAACCACCACCAUGGAGAAAGAGAGCCCAGUUCGUGGGUCCACGCUUAGACUUCGAAGGAUCUCUCUAUGACGACUAUGACCUCGUCGAACCGCCGAUUAACUUCAACAUGGAUGAUGAAGUUGCAGAGAGAAGUGAACAACUCAUUAGCCAAAUGUAUAACAAAACCGUUGCUCUCCUCAAGCAGAACCAAACGGCUCUUCUGAAAACCGUGAAGGUUUUAUUGAACCAGAAAGAGAUAAGUGGAGAAGCGAUAGAUUACAUACUUGACCAUUACCCUCCUGAGACGCCGUUGAAUUCGCUCUUACAAGAGCAGAGUCCAGGAACUCUUGCUUUUGUCCCUGAGCAUCUCCGCCGUGAAUCCGACGAGUUUGUUCUCGUUAACCACUCUACCGAUGUCAAUGCUUCGGUAUGAUUCCGGUUAUGUCAAACCAAUUAUUUUUUGAGACCGGUUUGUAAUUUUUUUUUUUUUGAUUCUCAAUCUCUGAAGUUUCGGACUGUUACAUCUUUUAGGAAUUAAAAAGAAAAACUAAAAAUUCCGAAGAAAUCGGUUUUCUCGA